AUGGCAGGUGUUGUCCAUCGCCACCACAGGAGAAGAUACCGUCAAAGGGUGUAUGUUGAGCGUAUAGAUCCACUGCAGAAAUAUACCAAUGAGGAGCUGUAUGCUCGGUUUUGCUUCGGAAGAGCUGAUAUUCAGUAUAUUGUGGACCUUCUCAGGCCCAACCUCCAACGCAGAACCCAAAGGAGUCAUGGUCUGUCUGUGGAGGAACAGGUUCUCAUUGCUCUUCGCUUCUAUGCGUAUGGGACUUUCUACCAAGUUGUGGGUUACUACAUGGGUGUGACAAAAUCUACUGUUUGUGAUGUUCUAAAAAGUGUGUCAACUGCAUUGGCCAGCCUGAUUAAUGAAAUUGUUUCAUUUCCGAAGGAUGACCAGAUCAUCCAGGCCAAGCAGAAUUUUUUUCUUUUGGGGAAUAUGCCCAAUACUAUUGGAGCAAUCGACUGCAUCCAUGUGCACAUACAAGCACCUCAUGAGAAUGAGUGGGAGUUUGUAAACCGAAAGGGGAGACAUAGCAUCAACGUUCAACUUGUGGGUAACGCUGAGCUCCUCAUCACAAACUGCGUUGUGAAGUGGCCUGGAUCUGUCCAUGAUGCGCGCAUCCUGAGGGAGAGCGCUCUAUAUAGAGAGCUCCAAACCAACCGACCAAAUGGUAUCAUAUUAGGAGACAGUGCCUACCCUCUUCUACCAUGGCUGAUGACCCCUUUUCUGGCUGCAAACACGCCUGAGCAGGCACGCUUCAACACUGCUCAUUGCAAAACAAGAUGCACCAUUGAGCGCUUAAAUGGAGUUCUGAAGAGGCGCUUUGCAUGCCUUAACUACUUGAGAGUGGAACCACAGAAAGCAUGCAACAUAAUACUUGCUUGCAUUGUCCUACUCAACAUCGCGACCAGGUGCAAAGUCCCUCUCUGUGAUGACGUCCCUGAUGCACCUGAGCCCAUUGGAGACACUGACCAACCUCCGCCAUUCUGUCAGAAUGAGGGCCCGACUGGACGACCAAUAAGAGAUGCAAUUGUUAGAUACUAUUUUUGA
This is a messenger RNA of Pleuronectes platessa (European plaice), 1026 nucleotides long. RefSeq names its product putative nuclease HARBI1. The transcript has a single exon. The record is from RefSeq and is a predicted model, not a curated record. NCBI's taxonomy places the organism in Eukaryota, Metazoa, Chordata, Actinopteri, Pleuronectiformes, Pleuronectidae. The coding region runs from base 1 to 1026 and encodes 341 amino acids.